Molecule: messenger RNA, 3017 nt
Organism: Sinocyclocheilus grahami
Lineage: Eukaryota; Metazoa; Chordata; Actinopteri; Cypriniformes; Cyprinidae
Gene: chpt1
Product: choline phosphotransferase 1
Exons: 8
Coding region: 199-1347 (382 amino acids)
Biological process (GO): phospholipid biosynthetic process
Cellular component (GO): Golgi apparatus; endoplasmic reticulum membrane
Molecular function (GO): diacylglycerol cholinephosphotransferase activity
Source: RefSeq, a predicted model, not a curated record
CGUCCUCUUCCGGACCGCAGUUUCCUGCGCCUCUCCGUUUAUCUGCUCUCAACUAUUAGGAACGGAGGAGACCGUCGGUUCCGCUCAUCAAAAAUGACUCUCCACACGUAACCGCUGCAUGCUAAUGCCUUCUUCUAAGUGGACACCUGGGAAUUUGGACCAAAACAUUGCAUUGCCCCUGCCGAAAGAGCGAUCAUAAUGCCUCAGUGCGCUUGUCCGGAGUCGCUGUCAGCUGUCCAGCUCAAGCGCCUGGAGGAACACAAAUACAGCGCGGCCGGUCGCUCUCUCUUCGAGCCGCCCUGCCAGAUAUACUGGAACUGGCUGGUCCAGCAGAUCCCGACGUGGGUCGCGCCGAACACGCUGACCAUCACUGGACUCCUUAUUAACAUAUUAACGACGGUCAUUCUCGUGUAUUACAGUCCCACCGCCACGGAGGAGGCUCCAGGUUGGGCCUUCUUUCUCAGCGCCUUAGGUCUCUUCAUCUACCAAUCACUGGACGCCAUUGAUGGGAAGCAGGCCAGACGGACCAAUAGCAGCUCAGCUCUUGGUGAGCUCUUUGACCAUGGCUGUGAUGCCGUUUCUACAGUGUUUGUUGCCGUGGGAACGUGUAUAUCCUGUGGGAUCGGCGCUUACCCUAACUGGACGUUUUUUUGUGGCUUCGUGGGCAUGUUCAUGUUUUUCUGCGCGCACUGGCAGACAUACGUGUCCGGGACACUCCGCUUUGGAUUGGUUGACGUGACAGAAGUCCAGAUUGCUAUUAUAAUCAUGUAUUUGAUGACAGCAUUUGGAGGAGUGAGUCUUUGGGAGACUAGGGUCCCUGUUCUUGGUGUGGAUUUGCAAACCUUUCCAAUCCUCGGCAUUAUUGGUGGCUUUCUGUAUUCAACCUAUAACUACUUCUACGUCAUCCUGAACGGUGGCGUGGGCAAGAACGGCUCAACCGUUGCAGACACCAGUGUAUUGUCUCCUGGUCUACACAUCGGCCUCAUCCUCUCUCUGGCCUUCAUCAUCUUUAAAAAGUCCUCUAGUCAGGUUUUCGAGCACCAUCCUUGCCUUUACGUCCUUACAUUUGGCAUGGUGAUCGCCAAGAUCUCGAAUAAGCUGGUGGUGGCCCACAUGACCAAGAGUGAGCUUCAUCUUCCUGACACAGCCUUCAUUGGUCCUGGACUCCUCUUUUUGAAUCAGUAUUUCAACAGCUACAUUGAUGAACACAUCGUGCUUUGGAUCGCCAUGGUGCUGUCCCUGGUGGAUCUGCUGCGUUACUGCACAGGCCUGUGCCUGCAAAUCGCCUCCCACCUGCGAAUCCGGGUUUUCAGUAUCACCCCACAGGGCCACGCACAUAGAGACUGACAAUUUGCCCGGCGGAAGGAGGAAGCGGGAUCUAAGGAUGAAGACAUUGUCCCGCUUCUCAAACUAGAGCAAGAGAGCCCCACCAACCAAAACCGCAACGGCCUUGACAAUGUGACCAUCACAGACUAACAGAACUGAAUGUUUUGCCAGGUUUGACCAGACCAGCUCGUAUUGUUUUCUAACCACACUACUGUACACUAGAAUAUAUCACUGGAUGAAAAGAAAGAGUUUAGACAAUGUACAAAAUGUGGCCUUGGGGGCCAGAGGGCGCCCCUUGCCUUGAAAUAGUUCAUUCUGUGCAGGAACACAUUAGAAAUACUUGUUAUUAUUUUUUCAAAGGAUAAAGAAGGAAAAUUGGUGGGAAAUCAAAUGCUGAAUUUGAAUCGGCCAAAAACAUUUGCAUAGAAUCAUUUCCUCAAUUUGGUCAAAGAUAGAGAUGAGCAAAAGAAUCAAAAAAUAACAGAGGGAACAUGUUUGUUUCACAACCGUAUUUAUCACAGUAGAUAUGUACUUUGUUUUUUGGGGGGUUGAUCAUGUUUGUCAAUUUUUAACAAAAAAGGGAAGCUACAACUGCAGUUUGGGCAUCCAAGUCCAUUUUCUACAUCGUAAUAUCUAUUAUUUCAUUUAGGCCCAUUUUUAUAUGUCUGAUCUUGAUACAUACAACAAAAGCAAGUAUUACAAACAUAUUUCUCGGCCUGAUAUAGUCGCCAAACUGCCAAAAAUAGUUUACACCACAGAACCUUUUAUACCGUUCAGAAUUUUUAAUGUUGAUAAAAAAGCAGCUAUUAGUAGAUGAUGUGACACUUUAUAGAAGAGAAUAAGCUCCAGAAAAGAAAACUGCCCAAACAGCCAUUGUAGCUUUACGUAAACCUUUUGUGAUUGUCCAGUGAUUACAGUGUAUUUAUUUUAAUAAUCUGACUCAAUUUAGUGUGAAAUUAAGUCAAGCCUGUUUAAAACAAAAAUAAUAAUUGAAAGAACUUAAUUGUCAAGGAUUGUGUGCUAAAAACAGACUCAUCUCUCCACCCCCUCCCUAGUCACCCAAUCCCAGUUUGCUCAGACUUCCUGGUUGUAUGUUUCACUUCCUAGAGCUUCAACUGAGCACAAACAGAGUUAUUGGGCAUUGCCUUUAGCUCUGUUUUGAGGGAUUUUGGGGGGUGUUGAUCUGUGCCUGUUUUAUGAUGCACUCUCUGCCUGCUUAGAAUCAUCUCCUCCCAAAGGGCUAAUAAAAACAAUACAUUUUGUGUGAUUUGAAUAGAGCACCAUCUAAUGUCCAUUUCUUACGUGUUUUGGGGUCUUCUUUUCAUACUAUAUUAGCUACAUUUCCUCCUUCUGGAAGCAAGAAUCAAUGACGCAUAACAGCAAACAGGAACAGCUACAUUUGCUUGACCAAUAAAUAUGAACUCAGUCAAUGACAUUUCAAAACAACAAGGCAUAUCAAUGCAGUCAUGAAAGAUUUUUAAUUAACAUAUUUGGCUGUUUCAUUACACUUCGGCGUUCAGAUUAUGUUCUUAUUUCAUUAUCAAAUUAGGCACAUGGUUGAAUUUACAAUUGACACAAAAGUGGUAAAUUGUCAGUGUAAUUUAAAGACCUAAAAGAAGUGUAUUUUGACAGAAUUUUAGCAACAUACAUUUCCAAAAUAAAACAAAGAUAUGCUUGUACAUUACAAUGAU